UGCAGCGAGAAAGAACAAACCUGGUGGCUCCGUGAACGUAACUAGUAACUUGUAGUGAAAUAACACGUGUUACGAUACAGUAAUUAUAAACAUUGAAAAAUUAUCAACGCAGGCAUUAUCAAAGUUGUAUUUCGAGAUGUGUCUGUAAAAUAUAGAAAUAUUGUAAUAAUAGAAACAUGAGUUCUCAAAGGGGAAAUACUAGUCGUUCAAGACCUCAAAAGCAUAAAAAUCAUACAGUCUUCAAGAAUAACUUGCACGACAGUUCGCAGAAAACGAAGUUUAUUAACAACCUUCAGAUUGUCAACGUGUGCGAGCGCUGCAAAAGUAUAAUAGAAUGGAAGAUCAAGUACAAAAAAUACAAAACCCUCAAAGCUCCAGCGAAGUGCACAAAGUGUGAACAGAAAACCGUGAAGCAUGCCUACCAUAAUAUCUGUCUGCCUUGCGCCAAGCAGAGAGAAGUUUGCCCAAAAUGUGGCAAGAAGGAGGAGAUUGUGGAAGGAAGACCCAACAAGGAAGAGCAGAUUAAAUUAGAUGCUGAACUCAGAACAAUUCUGAAAACAAUGUCAGAAAGGAAACGAAGGACAUUCUUACGUUACGUGAAUCAAAAGUCGGAGAAGAAUAGCAAUAAACAAAAUACUUCUGGAUUGAACACAGAUGCAAGUGAAACUAAUUGCCAAGACACAAGCGAGAAUGUAACAGGUCCUAGAAGUAGAGAAGAUUUAUUGCUAAAAUUAAAGUUAUUAGCUGUCACAAAAGAAAAUGAUAGCUUUGAUAGUGAUUUCGAUCAAUUCGAUGACGAAACGGACGAUGAUAACUCUAAUAGCGAUAUGGAUGAUAUAUUAUGUGAUGGAAAAACUUUAAAUAAAAAAAAUUCUUGAUUGUAAUAC
Molecule: messenger RNA, 887 nt
Organism: Ooceraea biroi (clonal raider ant)
Lineage: Eukaryota; Metazoa; Arthropoda; Insecta; Hymenoptera; Formicidae
Source: RefSeq, a predicted model, not a curated record